AAUUAAAAUAUAGAAGGGCUGUAAUGCAAUAUGAUUCAGCAAAAUUAAUUGCAAAUACAGAAUUAUUUAGAUGGCGAUUCUUUGAACUUUGAACAAACAAAGAUAUGGGUCAAAUAAUAAAUGCUAAUUAACAAGAGUCCCACUCCUAAAAGGAUUAAUAGAAGCCAAGAAUUUAAAAAUAUGAAAGAAUUAGCAAGUCAUCCUCUUAUAUAAAAUUAUUGCAAUUAAAAAAGAAAUUUUUCCUAAGCUAACUUGCAAAGAUGUACAAGUAUUGUAUCUCUGAACCAUAUAGAUGAGCCACAGCUUUCAUAAGUUUUUUAGAAGCCCACUCAAAAUUAAGCUCAACAAUAAAACUCGUUGUAAAGAUAAAUAACAAACAAAAGUAAUCAUGAAAACUAAGAAUCUAAAAAUAAAGACAUAAUAAAUAUUAGUUCUAAGAUCUAAAAUAAAUAGCUCUCUAUUGAAAAGCAAACAAACUAAGAAGAUAAAAGUACAAUUAACAUUCAUGUAUAGAAGCUCAAAUAGUAAAAAAUUUAAAAAUUUGGCUCAAUACUAAGAGGCUUAGUCUCCAAAAAGCUUUCAAGGCAGACAAAUAACAACAAUAUAACUGUAGUUGAAUAAGCCUAAGAUAAUAGUAACAAUUUUACAAAAAUUAACUCUUAAAAAAUAAUAUCGCGACCCGUUUCUGCUAUUAAUAUAAAUAACACGAUUAAAAGGAACAGUGCGAUUAGUCCUAUGUCUCGGAUGGUUAUAAAUAAUAAUUCAAUAAGUCAAAACAACACAAGUUUUAAAAAUGAAAAUUCUUUCAUAUUAAAUUUAAAGAUAUAGAGUCCAAAUAAUCAGUUAAACAUUAACUAAGAAUCUUUGACUUCAGUAAAUAACGGGGAAACACCUUAAUCAAGAAAAAAUUCAUUUUAAAAGCUUGUAAUUAGGCCAAGCAGCUGUAAGAAUGCAAAGAUUUCAUAAUAUUCUACUUUAAAUUAAUCUAUUUCUUUAACAUAGCAAUCUGAUUAACUAUAACUUAAAUCCUAAGAAGAUAAACUAAUGCUCCAGAUAAAAUUAAAAGAUAGUUCCCCUAACAAUAUGAAAACAUCUCAGAUUGGUUAUUCAACACCUUAAAAUUAAUAAAACAGCCUGGUGAACAAAUUGAAUACAACUUAAUCGCACAAAUUUUUAUUUUACAAGAGCUAAAAUUUAAACCAGACAACAUAAAAUGAUUAAAAUUUAUUAUAAAAUUUCUAAAACUAAACAUUUAAAAAAAAACUUUUGGAUAUCCACAGUGUAAAAGAAACAGAAGAAGAUACAGUUCAAAUUUAAUAAAAAGAAAAAACGUAAAAUGUAAUUAAACCCGAAAAAAUUAUCCAACCCAAAUAAGGCAACAUGAAAUUUCUUCAAAAGUUGAUCUAAAAAAUAGGCUCUAAAGUGCAAGAUGAAAAAAUAGUUUCUAAGGUACAAUAAGAUAAAUAAGAUAAAGACUAGUUAAUUAAAAUUAAAUCCACAUAAAGUAUAGAAAUCAAGAAAGAUAAUUGUGAUAAUCUGAUAAAUGAAAGAAACCAAAGUAUUCACUCAUCAGCUGAGAAUUUAACUUUCUUUUCUACUGCUGUGUAGAGUAAUUUAAUAUCACAAAAACAUUCAUUUCACAACUCAUAAGUUGCAAAUACCAACUCAAAUAUCAGUUAAAUUAUAAACAGUUCUCCUUUAUACAAUAGCAAUCAAAAUCUUUUAUUUAAAAGACAAUAGUCACUUAUUUAAAAUAAAUAAUAAAAGUCUUCUUCCCCUAAAAAAGUAACAUCAUAGUUAAUUUCCUCGGAUUUAAAUAGCAUGUUUGAGAAAAACUUUAUAAAUAAUGAUAAUUUGAGCAACGAAAAUAAUAUGAAUAUAGGAAAAAUGCAUGAAUAAUAUAGAGAAUUUUCUCCUAUUUAGAAACAAAGAAAACUCAGCAUAAGAUAAUUCUAACCUGAAAAUCUUUUAGAAACAAUAAAAAAUGAUAAUUAAAGUAUAGUCCUAAGCUAAAACCCUGCUUAGUAAGUUUCAUAAUCUAAUAGGAAAUUAACUCUAGAAGAUGCCUCAACAAUCAUUAGAAAUAACUCUUAUAGCAAAAUAAGUUUAGAAUAAAAAGAAGAAAUUGCUAAUAAUCAUAGCAGAGAUAAUAGCAUUGAAAAUUAGCAUUUAUUAAAUAAAAACAAACAUUAUAAACUCAAUAGAAUUUCAGAAGAAGUAUCCUUAUAAUAAAAAUAAUCUCUCUCAACUGAAAAAUUCAGCAAAAUCCAUCUUAAAAGCAGUUAAUCUUCAACUAAUCUUGAAAUUAGCAAAGCUGAUAGCAAAAAUUAUAUCAAACAAAGAACACUUGAUCAAUAAAAAUCAUCAUAAAAUCCCAAUUUAUCAAAUUUAAAGCUAAAAAAGUAUGGCUCCAUGGCAGAUUUGAACACAUGUCAAAAUAAAGAAAACGAAACAGAUGCAACAUCUUAAAAUGAUUAAAAAUAAUUCGAUUUGCUUAAGAAAGAAAUUAUGAAAAAUGUAAUCUAAGAUUAAAAAAUUUAAACACUUGAACAAAACAUAGUUAUUGAAAACAGCCAAUAAUUUUAAAAGCUUAAUUCGUUUUAGAGAAAAAUAGUCAAUAAACAAUAUCUCGAUUUUCUAAAAAACUUUAAACAAUUCUAAAAAGGAAUUGUAAAAUACUGA
Molecule: messenger RNA, 2682 nt
Organism: Tetrahymena thermophila SB210
Lineage: Eukaryota; Ciliophora; Oligohymenophorea; Hymenostomatida; Tetrahymenidae
Exons: 1
Source: RefSeq, a predicted model, not a curated record